AUGGCUAAAAGAGAAGCGGCUGCGAAGGCGGCGGCGGCGGCGGCGGCGGCGGCGGCGGCGGCAGCGGCGACGGCGGCGGCGGAGGCGGAGGCGGCGGCGGCGGCGGAGGCGGCGGCGGAGCGCGACACGCAGGCUGCCGAGGAGGACGCGGUGGACGUGCAGACGGUGGCUGCGACUGCAGAGGAGCUCGGCCUGGCGGCGGAGGGCGUGGGGGACUUGCUCCGCCGCGCGAACCUGCUGGAGAUCGAGCCACAGGGGAGCUUGCGGGAGCAGGCCGAGGUCGCCCUCGCGGCACUCAUCGGGGUGCCGCUGCCGCCGCCCACUCCGUCUGAGGCCGCCCUCUCCGAGUACAGUGCAGCGGAGGCUGCGUCCAGCGAUACAGGCGGCGCUGGCACGGGGGUCGGCUUGAGGGACGCCGAGCCCGCCAGCGAGACGCGCGCAACUCCUGCCAGCAUCGAGCCUGCAAUCUCCCCUUCGCGUGGGCGGGGCGGCCGGGGCCGCGGUGAUCGCAGUGUUGGCGUCUAUUCAGCUUCGCCCUCGUCUGCGGAGGCUACACCGAGUGACCCGCCGGCGGCCGUCGUCGUCUCCCUGGCGGCCGCCACGUUCGAUACGGGCCGCCCGGCCGUGCCCGAGUCGACCCUCGGCGGCGAGACCACGUGCAUCAUCUGCUUUACGCGCCCAAAGUCGCACGUCGCGAUUCCAUGCGGGCACUUGUGCGCUUGCAGCUCCUGCUCCGCAAGAAUGGAGCAGUGCCCCAUCUGCCGCGAGCGGGUGCUAACGUGGACGCUACUCCGAGUCGCCUGA
Emiliania huxleyi CCMP1516 is the source of this 804-nucleotide messenger RNA. RefSeq lists its product as hypothetical. The transcript has a single exon. The record is from RefSeq and is a predicted model, not a curated record. Bases 1 to 804 code for a protein of 267 amino acids. Lineage: Eukaryota; Haptophyta; Isochrysidales; Noelaerhabdaceae.